Sorex fumeus (smoky shrew) is the source of this 712-nucleotide messenger RNA. It is a transcript of the gene BGLAP, whose product is annotated as bone gamma-carboxyglutamate protein. The transcript is spliced from 4 exons. The record is from RefSeq and is a predicted model, not a curated record. Gene Ontology annotation, cellular component: extracellular region. Gene Ontology annotation, biological process: bone development; regulation of cellular response to insulin stimulus; osteoblast differentiation. Lineage: Eukaryota; Metazoa; Chordata; Mammalia; Eulipotyphla; Soricidae. Gene Ontology annotation, molecular function: calcium ion binding; structural constituent of bone; hydroxyapatite binding. Bases 405 to 707 code for a protein of 100 amino acids.
CCUGCGAACAGCCCUCCCUCCCGGCCUCUUCUCCCAAGGGUGAGCCUGGCACUGCCCCCACAGCUGCAGAUCACAGCCUGGGUCCGGCCUCGGGCUGGUUCUGCAGGUGCCCCCGGGAGACUGGCUGGGCUGGGGGUGACGAAGGGGCCCAGGGCAGGGCCCGGCCAUGUAAUUGCAGCCCACUUCCACCCCCGCUCCCAGGGGCCUGCCCGCCCGCCACAGCCUCAGCCACAACAUCCUUUGGGGUUUGGCCUACAAAGCUAGGGCGGAUGACCCCCAAAUAGCCUUGGCGUAGUCCCUGUGACCGCCUGCACUGUGGCCUGGCGCCCCCUCCCUGGGCACAGCCCCGAGAGUAUAAAGUGGCCGGGUUGGGAGCAUUGGCAGCCCAGCAGCCUCCAGCAACCAUGAAGCCCCUCACGCUCCUCGCCCUGCUGGCCCUGGCCAUGCUCUGCUGCACCAGCCAGGCGGAUGCCAAGCCCAGCAGCCCAGAGCCCCGCAAAGGUGCAGCCUUCAUGACCAGGCAGGAGGGCAGCGAGGUGGUGAAGAGACUCAGGCGCUACGUGGACCCUGGCCAGGGAGCCCCAGCCCCCUAUCCAGAUCCCCUGGAGCCCAAGAGGGAGGUGUGUGAGCUGAACCCGGACUGUGACGAGCUGGCAGACCAGAUUGGCUUCCAGGAUGCCUAUCAGCGCUUCUAUGGCACCGUCUAGAGCCU